AUUCCUUUACUGUCAGUCAGUGUGCGGUGACAGAUAACCAUCGGAGAGCCAACAAUCCAGCUCCAGGUGUACAACUAUGGAAGAGAUCAAUAACAUUGAAGUCACUCCGUGCACAGAGUCCGACUAUCUGAAACCGUUGCGGGUGCACUAUAACCAGAAUGGCACAAAGAAAUCCUGGGACUUCAUGCGAACCCACGAUAGUGUGUCAGUGCUGCUCUUCAACACCAGCUCACACUGUUUUGUCCUCGUCAAGCAGUUCCGCCCAGCUGUAUACAUGUGCGAGUGGGAAAGAAACAAGACGCAGCCGCCUCUGUCGGCUGAAAAAAGUGAGGAGGGCGCCUCCGAAGCCACCGCCCCUGCCCCCGAAUCUCAGGAGGGCCAGUCGGCCUCAGAGGGGGAGAGCUCUUCUCAGUGGCCCCCGGCCUCAGCUGGGGUCACCUACGAGCUCUGCGCUGGGCUGGUGGACAAACCCAACCUAUCUCUGGAGGAGAUCGCCCGGCAGGAGGUGCUGGAGGAGUGUGGCUACGAUGUGCCUGCCUCUAAACUGAAGAGGAUUACUUCUUACAGGUCAGGCGUAGGUGUAACAGGUGCCAAGCAGACUAUGUUUUACGCCGAGGUGUCGGAUGACAACUGCGUGAGUGCAGGUGGAGGUGAGCCACGGGAGGGAGAGCUUAUCGAGGUGGUCAAAGUCCCGCUGCACGAGGCCAUGACGUUCGCCUACGACGAGCGUAUACCCAAAACCAUGGGCUUAAUAUUUAGUUUCAUCUGGUUCCAUAAUAACAUGUCUCCCAAGUACAAGAUCUCCACCAAUGUGUAACUAGUAUUAACCAACCAUCUUUAUACCGUUUAUUCCAAAUUCAAUCAAACACUGGCCAAGCACAUCCACUCUUCCCCUCAUGGCUCUUCAUCCUGUAUUGCCUUUUUGCUUAUUGGUACAUGAUGAAAGGUGGGCCCCCUUGUCUUGUUGCCAACAGGUAUCUUUAAGUUUUGUCCUGUUAACCUUUUUAAGUUUCAUGUGGUCUUAAUAUUUCCCCUAAAAACAAAUUUGCCAUAGCUGGUUGUCACUGGCACAUUUUUCUCUUCUUGAUGAUUUUUGUAGUCUGUUAAUCAUUUCAUUUACUGUGCCAUCUGUUAUAAAUGGCUGCAUAUCACUGAUUUCAUUUGCCUGCCCCUGAUUAAAGGAGCACUCCACUGCUUCUAGUGUAGGUUCUUGAAUGUUAUCUGCAUUUAUAAAAGCAAAAAAAGCAUUUAAAUACAUCUGAUAUUGGCUGAGAAAAGCCAUUUACCAUUCUGCUCACAGUCAAAUAAACAAACUUGUCAACAAUGUUUCAAGCAUUCCUACAACUCCCAGCAUUCAAAGCAAACCUGAUGAUGCUAACCAGCUAUGUGCUCCUGGUAAGCCUCGGAUUGCUAACAUUUCACCAUGCUAAUAUUUUUAUUGGAGUUAAUGCAAACAGUUCCACUUGCCUGACCAAGACUGCAGGAGGAACUUUGUAUAUUAAUAUGAAAAUACACAUCAUUUGAACAAUAGAUACUUUUUGUACUGGUCAUUACAUGAACCAUUAAAGGUACAGAUAAGGUAACAAAGCUAAACCAAACAGUGGAGUAUUCCUUUAAUUCAUGAUCCAGUAAUGCAAAAACUAUGCUAGUCAAUGGUGGGGCCUUGUAACGUUUGAGGUGUUAGGUGUGUUUUAAACCACCACUUGUUCAAGCAUGCCUCAAUAGUUUUCUCUGAUCCACAGCCUUUAAGCAAUACUUAUGAUAAUACCCUGGGCUAAACAAUCACUCAGUGUCACUAAAAUCAACUCUGUUGGAAAAUCUUCAUUAAGUCAAACCAGUGGACAUAUUGGCAGACUUUUUUUCUCCUACAAGCCAAGUGGAAAAUGUGAUUUAGGUAUUGUUUCACGUCACAGAAUAAACAUACACCUACCUGCCCCCUGCACCGAGGGCCUCACCUCAGUUUAAAGUGUCAUUGUUCUCAAGCACAAUCCUGCAAAGGGUUACCGAUAUUUGGACUGUAACAUGUCAGUGAAUAGUUUGCAUUUAGUUUUUGAUUUAUGAAGGAGGUCAUUUUGCUCUCCAGUGCAUCAUUUUUUUUUAUCAUUUUCAUUACAAUCAAAGUCAUUUUUAGAGAGUUCAUUUUAUACACGGCAUGUCAAGGUUACAUUUUGAACACAUUAGUACAGGUGUAGGAGCUUAUUUAAAAGGACUUAAACCCACUAAUAAGAUUGAUCAUUAUUCACAUCAGAGGUUCUGCGUUGUAAAUCUCGGAUGGUCAUUAACACACAAACCUUAUCUCACGAAGUGAAUCUCAACAGCAGUUUGCCAAAAUCUCAGGUCCAAAUAAUCAAACUUUUGGUCAUAUUCAGGGUGGAUCUCUGGAUGUGAUGAUGACCAGCAUGUUAGCAAGUAUAUUUCAAACUCACUUUCAGCUCAAAAGCAACAAAGUUCUUACUAUCUUUACUACAUGUUAGUAUUUUUCUUCAUUCUAAAAGGGCUGGUACUUCAUUUAUCAAUCAAUAUGUGAAAAGUAAGCGAUUCCCCCCCCCUUGUAGUUUUCUUAAAAAUAUGCAAGUUCUGAAUCAAAGACGACACCAUUUUUGGAAAAUUACCGCUCACUUAAAACAGAUAACGCAUCUAAUUAUUAAUGCAUUAUUACUGUCAGACAUAAGAGAGCAAAUCUUUUUGGUGCACCUUCAGAGUUUGGAAUUGGAAAAUAUUUGUGACGAAAUAUAGUGAAGGAAUUUUCCAUUUAUUAAAAAAAAACAAAAAACCUGCCUGAAUUACUUGGUUUGUUUUCUACGAAAUACAAAUUAAAAGUGCUGUAUGUUAUUUAUUUGUUCAGUUGUUAAUAACACCUUGAAUAUAUUGGAGGUGAAAUCACAAGGUAAAUCAUAAACCUGGAAUUUCAUACAAAAACUACCAUAAUACAACUUACUGUUGAUG
Messenger RNA from Anoplopoma fimbria (sablefish), 2946 nucleotides. RefSeq names its product nudix (nucleoside diphosphate linked moiety X)-type motif 14 (gene nudt14). Gene Ontology annotation, molecular function: UDP-sugar diphosphatase activity; metal ion binding. Gene Ontology annotation, biological process: ribose phosphate metabolic process; nucleoside phosphate metabolic process. Bases 77 to 817 code for a protein of 246 amino acids. NCBI's taxonomy places the organism in Eukaryota, Metazoa, Chordata, Actinopteri, Perciformes, Anoplopomatidae. The transcript is spliced from 5 exons. The record is from RefSeq and is a predicted model, not a curated record.